Messenger RNA from Pimephales promelas (fathead minnow), 3748 nucleotides. NCBI's taxonomy places the organism in Eukaryota, Metazoa, Chordata, Actinopteri, Cypriniformes, Leuciscidae. The record is from RefSeq and is a predicted model, not a curated record.
CUAACGUUACCUCGUAAAAUACGGAUGAAUUUGUCUUGAGCUAUCGAACGACAUGUUGAUGGAUUUUGACAACUGAUUGCAGUAUCCUCCCACACUUCAGGCUGUCCAGCAUCCUGCGAUUCUCCAUUCACCAUCCCUCCAUCUGUUCACUCCAUUCACAUCUCACAUCUCCAUACUGAUGAAAACCGCAGCAAACAUCCUCAAGAAAACAUCAAACAAGAAAAUCGAUCCAACUGUGGAGGGAAAAUCAAAUCAGCAGAGAGUGCAGAUGUUCUCCCCAGCUGGCCAGAUGUCUAUAGAGUCUGAAUGAGCACACUCCUCGUCCUGCCACGGGCUUGCGUUCUUGAGGAAUUCGUCAUCAAUGAAAGUGAAAGAAGACUAAAUAGGAGAGGAGAAUCGCCAGAAUGCCGGCAGGUCAGAGGAGACAGACGAUUUCUUAAUGGCGGGCGGCACUCAAGUCGGAGAGCAGACUUUGAUUGACAGCUGACUGUGGAUAAACUCCUAACAGUUCACUCUGCAGUUCUGCACGCUGAAGGAGCUCUCAGAUACAAUUUCCAUGAAUAAGAUCCUGAGCCAGAAACGAGGAACAGGAAAUGCUAUGGAUAUCCUCAGCGCAGUUGAUUUCUCCUUCACAUAGCAUUUUGAGUGGAUCUUUUCUUCAUUUUUGAACUUCUAAACUCGUCUUCCCAUACGUGGCCAUCAGCGGCCAUGAUAGGAAGGAGCUCUGAUUGAUACAGGGGACAGGAAACGGCAUCAGAGGAUGGGGGCACCUGGCGGGCCAGUUGUGGGUGGGUUUAGCUCCACAACAUCCUCCCUAGACCUCGUUGGCUGGAUGGUCUGGCCUGGUAAUACCACUGUGAGCCUGAACCAGAGCUUCUUCGGAACCGAUUACAGCGUCGAUCUCCCCUCCUCAUCUUCUUCUUCUCCUCAUGGGGUCGAAAGGGAAGUGAUGAAGGAAAAGAACUGGCCAGCCCUGCUAAUUCUUGUGAUUAUCUUUCUAACAAUAGGAGGGAAUAUUUUGGUUAUUUUGGCCGUGUCGUUGGAGAAGAAGCUGCAAAACGCAACAAACUUCUUCCUGCGGUCCCUUGCAGUGGCGGACAUGCUGGUCGGCAUCUUGGUCAUGCCCAUCUCGCUCAUUAACAUCCUGUAUGAUUAUGCCUGGCCAUUGCCCAGUGCUCUCUGUCCUAUUUGGAUAUAUCUGGACGUGCUAUUCUCCACCGCUUCCAUCAUGCACCUGUGUGCCAUUUCCCUCGACCGCUACGUGGCCAUACGUAAUCCGAUUGAGCACAGUCGCUUCAACUCCCGCACCAAGGCCAUGCUGAAGAUCGCUGCGGUUUGGACCAUUUCAAUAGGUAUCUCAAUGCCUAUCCCAGUGAUCGGACUGCGUAACAGAGAUAAGGUCCUUAUCAACGACAACUGUGCUCUGAACGAGGAACGCUUCAUACUGGUUGGCUCUUUUGUUGCUUUCUUCAUUCCUCUGGUCAUCAUGGUGGUCACGUAUUGUCUCACUGUCCAAGCGCUUCAGCGUCAGGCCACAGUCUUCCUCUACGAGGGCAAAGCCUCUUCUCAGCAGCCAUUGCAGCCUCCAGCUCCAUCCACUUCCCAGUUGGAGCCGUCGUCGGCUCCGUCACGUCGCAGCAGUCUGAACUGUCUACGGAUCAGCAACAGCGAUGGAAACGCGCUCGGUCUGACCGUGCCCCCGGACACCAUCUCAAUAAUCCCGGGUUCAGAAGCGGCGUCUCAAAUGAAUUCGCCCACUGGACGGGACCCGGGUGGAGCCCGCGGGCGGCGAGGCAUGAUGCAGGCCAUCAAGAACGAGCGGCGAGCAUCCAAAGUGUUGGGUGUGGUGUUCUUCCUCUUCCUUUUCAUGUGGUGUCCCUUUUUCAUCACUAACGUUCUGUAUGUCCUCUGCCGUGGAGCCUGUAACGAGCCUCUGCUCACGGAACUGCUCAACGUUUUCGUUUGGGUAGGUUACAUCUCAUCAGGUGUCAACCCUUUAGUGUACACUUUGUUUAACAAGACCUACCGAAGGGCAUUUUCAAGCUACUUGCACUGCCAGUACAGACAGGUGGGGCUUAAACCCAUCGCUAUACACGUUCCUUGUCCAUCCCAUGCUGUUACGCCUAUCCUGAUCUGCGAAAAAGUUCAGAUUGACCGGAACAGUAACUGCCGCAAUGGGGACGGGAACGGAAUCCGAAAUCUGGAGCCCCAUGACAUGGACAAUGACCCCGGGCUGGAGCUGAAACUGGGAAAAUCAGAGCUCUCCAUUAGCAGCGGUCACAAUCACACAGAACACACCAGCAGUGUCUGAAAAAUAUCUUUUAGUUUGACCUGGAACAUAGGACAGGUGUGACAGAGCUGCAAGUAAUGCUUAGAUCUUCAGAUGUCACACUUACAAGAAAGUGUAACUCUUAUCGACUGUAACAGCAUAGAAUGUGCUGAGUUAGCUACAGAAACAAUAAUCUGACCAAGGUCGGAAAAGGGAGAUGGAAUGUAAUGUGCGUGUGCGUGUGUGUUAACAGGUUCAGAUGUUUGAAUGCCAUUAAGUACUGCAUGAGCACCCGGUUUUUUACUAAAGCAGCAUUGGACAUUAUGAGACAGCAGUUCGUGUAAGAUAGAGUCAUAGCAUCCUCAUGUGGUCAGUUGAAAAAUUACAAAAAAACAUGGUGUGAAUCCAAAAAAGAGUUACUUGUCAUCCAAGCUUGUUGCAUUACAAUAUGGAUGAAGCUAUGCUAUUUACGAGUCAGAUCAUUGUUUGUGUAACUUGUAAACACCUUCAGUACGAUAUGCUGAAUUCUUUGAGUGGCAGUAAAAUGAUUAUACAGUUGGGGGGUACAUCUUAUUUCCUGGCAAUACAUAAGAAAUGACUGCAAACCUAUAGCAACCCAGCAAACCAGUCCUAACAGAACAAUGGGGUUUUUUACACUGUAACAAAAUUACACUGUAAAGGCGGCACAGAAACGCUUUUGAAGUGGUGAUAGGUGUCUUUACACAAACUGUAUAAUUCUGCUCAUAGGGGGAAUAGAUCUAUUUACACGGCAAUUUUAAUAAUAUACAUUUAUAGUAGGGGAUAAGGUGGGUCAGAGCAGGCAUAAUUUAGUCUGGCUUUUGUGCAGCAUUACGAAUUUACACAGAAUUUUGAGCAGGCACUGAGCAGCCUUAAAUCAGUUGUGCAAAGAUGCCUAUACUUAACAUAAAACUUUGAUCAACAUAAAACUUUGCAUCUUUAAUACUAUGUAAUGCAGUUUGAGGUUUAGUCCAGUUCAAACUGCUUCUCAAGGAUUUCUUUUUAGAAGGUAUUAAAGUGAUUUGCCUCUAGCUCUGGGGAACAUGCUGUCCUGUGAAUGUAAGGCUAGAUGUGUGCUGCCUCAAGUGGUCAUAACAGAAUGAGAGAAGCAGCAAAAGUGCACAACAGAAAAGAGUACUAAAACAUUUUUUUAUUUUUUAUGGAAGAAUGGCAACAGAUGUUGGUCAGUAAGACCAAAAAUGCUUAUUUGAGGAUGUCUAGGGAUAUAUAAUGUAUAAAGCUGUACAUAAUUGCUGUUUUCCUGUGUAGAACCUUAGAAUUUAUCAUAUCACCUGCCCUUGUUUAAACUCCCACUUCAUUUUUAUACCAUUGCCUGUAAAUGUUUUUCCAGAUCUUUUUUUUUUUUUGUAAAAAAACUCCCACCAUCCUCACAAUGUUAUGAUUUGGCGAAGCUGCUAUUUAUUUAAUUAAAAAAACUAUUAUCAUUCAUUCUGCAAUACA